AUGCAAAGUAGUAGCAAGGUGCUAAGCCUCGCCGAUAAUUCGAACAAUAACCCUUUCAAUGCUUUGAACUUCCCUCAGGAUGGGCAACCUGCAAUUGACCUGACAACCCCGUGCAAAUAUCCGGCCGAUGCCCCCAACAUUCCGCCUCCCGAAGAUGAUGUGACAGUCAUCUCUCUUGCAACGGUCUCAUCGAAACCGAAACGGAAAAGGGGCGCCAAAGUGCUUGAGAAGAAGGCCAAUCAACCUCCACCCAAGCUCUCUAAGAUCACGAAGGUCACGAAGGCAGAAGAAACCGAAGCUGAUCAGCCGUGGAAGAAAUACUUGAAAGAAGCCAGCGAAGGUCAGGCAAAGAAGGGGAAAGGCUCGAAGGCAAAGUUAGGUGCGAAAGCUGGCGAAAUCAGCAGUCGCCACUUUACGAAAUCAAAAGGAAAGGCCAAAGAAGUCAGUACUCCAGCAAAGGGUGAAGGAAAUGCCGAUGAGCCGUUGGAAUUGGAGACAGCUAUAAAACGGCGUAUGGACUGGACGCCACCGCCUGAGGACACCGUCGUUGGAUCUAAGUCAUCGCAAGUUAUCGAUUUGCUUUCAUCGACAGCGAAGGCAGACAACCUAGCCGUAUCUAAGGCCAGCUUUGAGAACUUGAACAGGGACUUUGGCCGGCCCGUUGAUGACCAAAUUGUGCGACCUGUUGAAUCGGCCAAUGGCAGCCAUCAGAUUUUGCGGAAAAGAAAGCUGAUAGAGACGGUGUCCAUCAACGACUCGACAGAUGCUGCACAUACUGAGCGGGUGGUUCCUAAACCAAAGGCACCCAAGAAGAAGCCACGAACCAUCACGGAGCUAGCAACGGCUGCCUACGUGGUUCCAGACGUGAAUGAAGAGCAACAGCCUGGGCCCCCACUUGAGAGCGUCGGAGGCGAUGGUGAAGCGGCAAAGGGUAAGGGGAAGAAGCGACCAUCGAGGGCAAAAAAGCCGAAAAAGGUGCCACCCCCAGAACCAGUUCUAUUAUCCCCGACAACAGCUUUAAGACAAGCUGCAAAUCAAGACUACGUCUUCGGAACAUCUAGCCAGUUGGCACGAGAGCAUUCGCCAACAUUUCUUAGAGAUCUUCAAUCCGCAUUGCAAGCCUCCAACAGACCAGCAAUGGAAGAUAAUGCAUUUGAAACACCUAUCAACAGCGACGCUAUUGAUCCAGAACCUCAGCAGAAGCUUUGGAACGUUGGCGCAAGGGAUGAAGAUGGCAGAGUUCUAGAUCUUGAAAUCAUUGACUUGGCGGAGACACCGGGACCAGCUGCAAGCCUUUCAGAGGGUCCUAAUCCAUUUGGUUAUGCAGCUCCCGAAAAGCAUCAACUGUUAUUUCCUGACCAUUUCCCGUCCGAAGACUCGUUCCCGGAUAUCGACGACCUGCUGAGUAAAUGCACAACCAGCGAGUUGCCCGUGGGCCAAACAGAGGCCCCGCAGCCUUUGACAGAACAACCUGCACUCGCCAACGCUCCCCAACCAGCGGAAAGGCAGGAAAAUUCUCCUAGCGAAAGCGCAACAUUGGACAGAAAUGUGGUUGACAUCAUCGACGAUAUGAAAUGUCACCCACCGUCUCAUCUGCCCUCAGGGACUGGAGUAGGAAUGGAAGAGGCUGUGACCAGCUCAAAGUCCGACCCAGAACCCAGUAAACCCAAUUUUGAAUUGUAUACUGACGUUCAGCUUGCGCGGGAGAUCUCCUCCUACGGUUUCAAGCCGGUCAAGCGGCGGACGGCUAUGCUCGCCCUGUUAGACCAGUGCUGGGCAAGCAGGCAAAGAGCGGCGCUUUCAUCACUCCCUACGAACCACUCGAUCUCGACAUCUUCUGAGACAUCGGCAGCUACCAAGCAGCUGAGAGCCGCAUCAGUUGUGUCACCCAAGCGCCCGCGGGGUCGCCCAAGAAAGAAUAGUAAUACGGAGCUGUCGUCCAGUGAGCCGCCGCCGUCAGCUCAGCCUCCGCCGCCAUCGCCCAAACGGCCACGGGGACGGCCGAAGAAAACCGUUGAGCCGACACAAACCACUGGCGCCGCAGAACGCAAGAAAAGCAAAUCAAAGUCUGGUGCAGAUACAUGUUCCAUUCCAGAGAUGGGAUCGGCGGCGGUGUCCCCUCGCGGGAGGAAGCCCAAGAUGCAAGAAGUUAUAGAGAUUCCAGAUUCGGCGUCGGAAGGCUCUCUUUCCCCGUCUCCCUACUCGUCACCUGAACCUACCUUUUCACCACCUCCUGUGGAUGUGUCUGUCUCAGCUGGUGAAGACACUGAGCUGUCGCUUGCCGCGUCACCAAAAAGCCAGCAAUCAUCGGUUUUGUUCGUAUCCAUUACGGAGGCGGUCACGACAGCACCGCCAACGACGGACCCGAAGCAGCCUACCUUCCAUGAGAUGAUGUUGAUGUAUGACCCAAUUGUCCUUGAAGAUCUCGCCACAUGGUUAAACACUGGCCAACUAUCCAGAGUCGGAUACGAUGGCGAGGUCUCCCCGACGGAGGUAAAGCAGUGCCCAAUCCCACGCUUCAACGGCCUCUCGGUAGCAAUCAUGUCACAAAAGCGAUCAGCAUCUUCAUCAAAGGAUAAGAAAGAAGUCCAAGUGCCGCGGCCAAGCUCAAGUAUCCUGCUCCUCUCGCCGACGAACCAGGUAUUACUGCUUCACCGGGUAAAGACAUCCACGUCUUUCGCAUCGGCCCACGUCUUUCCUGGGGGGAAUCUGGACCCAUUUCAUGAUGGGGACAUUCCGCCCAGUGAAGUGAAGGAGAGGCAUGAAGAUGGCCCUGCGUAUCGCCUCGGCGCGAUACGGGAAUGCUUCGAGGAAACGGGCAUCCUCCUCGCCACGAAGAAGGACUCCGGUGACGCAUAUACUCUUGUAAAUGUGCCAUCAGCAGACAGAGAUGCAGCCCGUAAGAAGAUUCACGGGAAUCAAACUCGCUUCAGCGAAUGGGUCGAGAGCGUCGGCGGUGUCCCAGACGUGGAUCGUUUGGUACCCUUUACAAGAUGGGUAACACCGACAAACGUGCCGAAACGCUUCACAACGCAGAUGUACAUUUAUAUGCUUCCACAUUCUGCCUCGACAGGCGUUGAAGCGACAGAGCAUGAGAUCAUCGUGCCAACGCCUGACGGAGGUGUAGAGCACACGGCCGCGAAGUUUGACGACGCUUCCGUGUGGUUAUCCCGUGCCGACAAGGGUGAAAUCAUUCUCUUUCCGCCGCAGUAUUUUCUCCUCUACCUCGUCUCGCAGUUUUGUAAGGGCGCACCGCCCGAGGCGGGCAUGGAUCAUUUUGCGGCGCAAAGAAAGCUGCUGCAGCAGUUUCUUGACAAGAUUCCGACGGCAGAUUCGGAGGCGGCGAGAAAGCAGCCUAAGUCGAGAAUACCUUGGUCUGAUAAAGUCAUGAGCCCGCACAACUUGUUCAUUCGCGAAGAGGACAAUCGAAUUGUUCUAGGGAUUGACAAGCCAGGUCCCGAGUUGAAGGAUUCUGGGCGCGGAGGAGAUUGGGAGAGAGUCGUGUUGGUAAAAUUCACGAAGGACGGACCGCGGAAGGUCGAGAUUCGGAGGAGAGAGGAAGUGUUGAACGAGGAGAAAGAGGCGAAGAGGGCAAAGGAAGAGGCGGAGAAGAGCGGCAAGUCUAAGAUUUGA
Messenger RNA from Colletotrichum truncatum, 3633 nucleotides. Its product is annotated as nudix family. Gene Ontology annotation, molecular function: hydrolase activity, acting on acid anhydrides, in phosphorus-containing anhydrides. The record is from RefSeq and is a predicted model, not a curated record. Gene Ontology annotation, cellular component: mitochondrion. Lineage: Eukaryota; Fungi; Ascomycota; Sordariomycetes; Glomerellales; Glomerellaceae.